AUGGGUUGGUUUUUGGGGUGUCUGAUCGCCAUCGUCGUGGCUCCAGCGUCGAGUGUGCCCGUGAAGGAGUCUCCCAAGGUGGUGUCAGUGCCAUACAAUGACUGCAAGCGCGGCGAACACGAUCCCAAUUGUCGCUACGUGCCAAUUGUGCCGCCGAGCCAGAGACCGACUCACCCCAUGGAUGACCCCAAUUGGAUCCCACCUACGGGCCCGACCCAUGAGAAGUUCAAAGAGUAUUGGCUGCAGACCGGGCAGGACUUGCUGCAGAGGCAACUGCACAAGAAUCAGCUCAACACCAAUGUUGCCAAGAAUGUGAUAAUUGUGAUUGGCGAUGGCAUGUCCAUUCCCACCCAAGCUGCCGCCCGGGUCUACAUGGGCGAUGAGAAUGUUGAGCUGUCCUUUGAGAAAUUCCCCUACGCCGGCCUCUCCAAGACGUAUUGCGUGAAUUAUCAAGUGUCCGAUUCAGCGUGCACAGGCACGGCCUUCCUCUCGGGCAUAAAAAACAACUACGGAACACUGGGGGUCAGUGCGGCCGUGCCAUUGAGGAAUUGCUCAGCACAGCAUGACGAGAGGCACCACAUUGACUCCAUUUUCAAGUGGGCUCAGGACGUCGGCAAAGCCACCGGCAUUGUGACGAACACGAGGAUCACCCAUGCCACGCCAGCGAGUGCGUACGCCAGGUCGGCGGAUCGCGAGUGGGAGGCCACGGCUCCGGAAGGCUGUGACGACGUCGCCAAGCAACUCAUUCAUGGAGAUGUUGGCAGCAAGAUUAAGGUGGUGCUCGGCGGCGGCUGGAGGGAGUUUGUUCCAUCAACAGUGGUCGAUGACGAGGGAAAUGCUGGCUUCCGGGCAGACAAUAGGAAUUUGAUUGAGGAAUGGCUGAACUUGAGGCAGCAAAACAAUGCAAAUGGUGUUUAUGUUACCACGAGGGAUGAAUUAUUAAAUGUCGACGUGGAGAGAACUGAUUACUUGUUCGGAUUGUUUGAACACUCCCACAUGUCGUACGCACUCCUGGCGGAUAAAUCAAAAGAACCCAGCCUGGAGGAGAUGAGCCAGAGAGCUGUGGAGAUGCUGAGAAAGUAUCCCAAUGGAUAUGUCCUCCUCGUUGAAGGGGGUCGAAUUGAUCAUGCCCAUCAUCAGACGUGGGCUCGAUUGUCACUACCAGAAACUGUGGAGUUCCACAAGACUGUGGAGACACUCAAGGCGUUAACAAAUGAGGAGGACACCCUGAUUGUGGUCACAGCUGAUCACUCCCACACAAUGACAAUUGGAGGAUAUCCGCCCAGAGGAACAGAUAUACUGUCGAAGGGGGACUUUUCCCGGGAGGACGCAAAACCCUUUUUCACACUCAACUACGCCAAUGGAUUGGGAUUCUUCGAUCACUUCCACAAGGACGGGGGCCGCAAGAAUCCGCUGGGGAUGCCGUACAGAGACGCCCUGUUCCGCCACCCGGCCACAGUGCCCCUCGACUACGAGACCCACGGUGGUGAUGACGUUGGUGUUUUCGCAAUUGGGCCCUGGGCACAUCUGUUCACUGGAACUUACGAGCAGCACCUCAUAGCUCAUGCCAUGAUGUACGCUUCGUGCCUGGGUGACGGACUCAAGGCAGAUCAGUGUGAUGAUGCAUCGGGAUUAAGUGGAUCACUGGCCCUUCUCCUGACCUCAAUAUCUGCACUGCUAAUCCGCUACAUUUAA
Phlebotomus argentipes is the source of this 1695-nucleotide messenger RNA. RefSeq names its product alkaline phosphatase-like. Gene Ontology annotation, molecular function: alkaline phosphatase activity. NCBI's taxonomy places the organism in Eukaryota, Metazoa, Arthropoda, Insecta, Diptera, Psychodidae. The coding region runs from base 1 to 1695 and encodes 564 amino acids. The transcript has 9 exons. The record is from RefSeq and is a predicted model, not a curated record. Gene Ontology annotation, biological process: dephosphorylation.